Messenger RNA from Nakaseomyces glabratus, 930 nucleotides. RefSeq names its product 4-nitrophenylphosphatase (gene PHO13). NCBI's taxonomy places the organism in Eukaryota, Fungi, Ascomycota, Saccharomycetes, Saccharomycetales, Saccharomycetaceae. Gene Ontology annotation, molecular function: alkaline phosphatase activity; phosphoglycolate phosphatase activity. The record is from RefSeq and is a predicted model, not a curated record.
AUGACUGCUACAGAAGAUCCGAUCAAGAUUACCACUAAGGAACAGGCACAGGAGUUCUUAGACAGCUUCGAUACAUUUUUGUUUGACUGUGAUGGUGUUCUGUGGUUGGGAACCCACUUAUUGCCAAACACCAAGGAGAUCUUAAAGAUGCUCGAGGAUGCUGGCAAAAACUUAGUCUUUGUUACCAAUAACUCUACAAAGUCCAGGAAACAAUAUACCAAGAAGUUUGCUGGUUUUGGUAUUGAAGUAUCCGAGGAAGAAAUAUUCACCUCUGGUUAUGCUGCUGCUGUCUAUGUGAGAGAUUUCUUGAACUUGCAACCUGGCAAGGAUAAGAUUUGGGUUUUCGGUGAAUCUGGUAUUGGUGGUGAGUUGACUGAAAUGGGCUUUGAAUAUUUGGGUGGUGAAGAUGCAAGACUUAAUGAACCCUUUGACGCCUCUACUUCCCCGUUCCUAGUAGAUGGUCUUGACAAAGAUGUCAAAUGUGUUAUUGCUGGUUUGGAUACAAAAGUUAACUAUCAUCGUCUAGCUGUAAGUUUGCAAUAUCUACAACAGGAAAAUGUGGAAUUUGUUGGUACCAAUUGUGAUUCAACUUUCCCCCAAAAGGGUCAUAUUUUGCCAGGUGCAGGUUCCAUGGUCGAAUCAUUAGCAACCUCAUCUGGUAGAAAGCCAGCAUAUUGUGGCAAGCCUAACAUGAAUAUGUUAAAUUCCAUUGUGUCAGCUAAAAAGAUCAAUAAGGACAGGUGCUGUAUGGUCGGAGAUCGUUUGAAUACUGAUAUGAAGUUUGGUGCCGAUGGUAAACUUGGAGGAACUCUGCUAGUUCUAAGUGGUAUUGAAACUGAAGAAAGAGCUUUUGAAAUAUCUCCCGAUCAUCCAAGACCAAGGUAUUAUAUCGAAAAACUUGGUGAUAUUUAUGAACUACUUAAAAACUAA